Cicer arietinum (chickpea) is the source of this 1841-nucleotide messenger RNA. RefSeq lists its product as uncharacterized. Gene Ontology annotation, cellular component: cytoplasm. Gene Ontology annotation, biological process: amino acid metabolic process. Lineage: Eukaryota; Viridiplantae; Streptophyta; Magnoliopsida; Fabales; Fabaceae. The record is from RefSeq and is a predicted model, not a curated record. Gene Ontology annotation, molecular function: aminoacylase activity.
GAUAAAAAAAGGUACACAUAGUUUGAGAUCGUCAACGCCAGGUGGUGGCAAUAAGCAGCGGUUGUAAGCAAGCAGUUCGAGAGUGAGCAGUGAGCAGAAGCAGCAGAAGAUGGAAUUUAACCGCCGAAACAUCCUCCUUAUACCGUUAUUAUUACUAGCAACAUCAACGUUAACACCGCUUCAAUCUUCUUCAUCUUCAGAAUCAGAAUCUUCAGAAUCCAUCAUCAUAUCUCGAUUUCAAACCUACCUCCAAAUUAAAACCGACCAACCAAACCCAAAUUACACCCAAUCCACCAAUUUCCUAACCUCACAAGCCAAAUCCCUCUCCCUCCAAUCCCAAACUAUCGAACUCGUCUCCGGAAAGCCACUAGUUCUUCUCAAAUGGGCCGGCACAAGCCCAAACCUCCCCUCCAUCAUGCUCUACUCACACACCGAUGUUGUCCCCGCCGAACACGAUAAAUGGGCCCACCAUCCCUUUGAGGCCCAUAUUGAUUCGCGUGGUCGUAUUUAUGCUAGAGGCUCUCAAGAUAUGAAGUGUGUUGGUAUGCAGUAUCUUGAAGCUGUUAGGAAGCUUAAGGGAUGGGGGUUUGUGCCUAAACGUGAUGUUUACUUGGUUUUUGCUCCUGAUGAGGAGAUUGGUGGACAUGAUGGUGCUGAGAAGUUUUCCUUGUCUCAGGUUUUUCGCGAAUUGAAUGUUGGCAUUGUGCUUGAUGAAGGGCUGGCUUCUCCGGAUGAGCAUUACAGGGCGUUCUAUGCAGAGAGGAGCCCAUGGUGGAUGGUGAUCAAGGCUGUUGGGGCUCCUGGACAUGGGUCCAAGCUUUAUGAUAACUCUGCUAUGGAGAAUCUCUUGAAGAGCAUUGAAAGCAUCCGAAGGUAUCGUGCCUCGCAAUUCGACUUGAUCAAGGCUGGCUUGAAGGCUGAAGGAGAUGUUGUUUCUAUUAACAUGGCCUUUUUGAAGGCUGGAACUCCAUCUCCAACUGGUUUUGUCAUGAAUUUGCAGCCAUCUGAAGCAGAAGCUGGAUUUGAUAUUAGAGUGCCACCAACUGCUGAUGCAGAAUCACUGGAGAGACGAAUUGCUGAAGAAUGGGCACCUGCUUGGCGCAAUAUGUCUGUUUCUCUUGGACAGUUCAAACAGAAGGUACCUGUAACUGAUGCGUAUGGGAAACCAGUUGUCACCAAAACUGACAGUUCCAAUCCCUGGUGGGCAUUGUUAGAAAAUGCUGUCCAAGAGGCUGGUGGGAAACUUGGUAAGCCAGAGAUCUUUCCUGCCUCAACAGAUGCACGCUAUUUCCGCAAUCUUGGAUUGCCAGCAAUUGGGUUCUCACCUAUGGCAAACACUCCUGUUCUACUCCAUGACCACAAUGAGUAUCUCAACAAAGAUGAAUACUUGAAAGGGAUCAAAAUAUACGAGUCAAUUAUUAAAUCAUUUGCAUCCUUCGACGAACAUGGAAGAGAUGAAAGGUUCAAAGAUGAGUUAUGAGCAAGUGGUGUGGCAGUUUCCCUUUCUUAAUGCCAACACUCUGGCUUUGUCUCAGAUGCAACAUUAUUUGAAGUGACUCAAUUUUAGUUUUUGGUAUGCAACAAUAAAGAGGGUAUAUGAUAUGUAAAAUAAAGAGGAAAUAAACCCUUCGGUUUAACUUUGGCCAUAGAAACUUAGCUUUGUGUUGAAUAUUUUUCAGAACUUAAUUUUCUGUGCAUAAUUUUGUAAUGGAAAACCACUGUACUAUGUUCAUAGGUUAGCUUGGUUCUAAAAAAUGUUUAUUAAUCAAACUGGACAGACUAAAAGUUUGUUAUAUGAAUGGAAAUUACUUGAAACAUGAACUACAAAUGUUUGAAAAGCA